Pseudomyrmex gracilis is the source of this 2401-nucleotide messenger RNA. It is a transcript of the gene HisRS, whose product is annotated as histidine--tRNA ligase, cytoplasmic. The coding region runs from base 156 to 1982 and encodes 608 amino acids. NCBI's taxonomy places the organism in Eukaryota, Metazoa, Arthropoda, Insecta, Hymenoptera, Formicidae. Gene Ontology annotation, molecular function: ATP binding; histidine-tRNA ligase activity. The transcript is spliced from 6 exons. Gene Ontology annotation, cellular component: mitochondrion; cytoplasm. The record is from RefSeq and is a predicted model, not a curated record. Gene Ontology annotation, biological process: histidyl-tRNA aminoacylation; mitochondrial translation.
CGGGAUCGAGUCCGUCAACCUGACAAACGAAUCCCCUCUCGAGCCACUUCAAUUACAUAGCGGGAAUUACCUUGCGCGAUUCGUUCGUCAGUUUUAAAGUGACGGCAGGAACGGACGGAAUUGGACUCGAUCGGACCUUGAGAGACUGAGACCGCAUGGGACUAGCGAUGGCUGAAUCAAGAUACACGUUGCUGAGUCGUGUGAAGGAACAGGGCGAAGUGGUGCGACAACUGAAAGCAACAAGGGCCAACGCAACGCAGGAAUACAGAAAGCAGUCUGAUAUAAGGGUUGAGUUAGAGAGAGUAAACAAUGAUUUUGCUGAUGUCAGUUAUGUAAAUGGUUGGUAUCCGACGUCCAAAGAUACCCAAUUGUACAACACCUUGUGUGUCGUCCUUAAUGACCUUGCGAGGUGGCCACAUCUGAACAGAUGGUACAUUAACAUGAGAAGCUUUACUCAAGAAGAGCGUCUAGCAUUUCCUGCUGCGGAAGCGCCAUUCACUUCCCUGGCAGAAAAGGUUGAGCAACUAAACACUAUUGGCUAUAUUAGCAAAGAUACGCUAGAUAAAAAGAUAGAACAGGAACUUGCCAAGUUACUGGAUCUGAAGGCACAAUUGGGAGAUGAAAAUGGUUGCCCUCACAAACUCAUUCUCAAAACGCCUAAAGGCACAAGAGAUUACAAUCCAGAACAAAUGGCAGUGCGAUUGGGAGUGUUGGAGAAAAUUAUAGCAGUAUUCAAACGCCACGGUGCUGAAACCAUAGAUACACCUGUAUUCGAGCUGAAGGAAGUCUUGAUGGGUAAAUAUGGCGAAGACACCAAGCUCAUCUACGACCUGAAAGAUCAGGGUGGUGAAAUUCUUGCACUUCGAUAUGACCUAACAGUUCCUUUCGCAAGAUAUUUAGCUAUGAGCAAGAUAUCUUCUAUUAAAAGGUAUCAUAUUGCCAAAGUUUACCGAAGAGAUAACCCGGCAACGACAAAAGGCAGAUAUCGAGAAUUUUAUCAAUGUGAUUUUGAUAUUGCCGGCCAGUACGAUCCGAUGUUGGCGGAUGUGGAAUGCAUCCGAGUUGUGUCUGAGGCAUUGGAGAAUCUUGAUCUGGGACCGUAUUUGAUUAAAGUAAACCACAGGUCAUUGUUGGACGGUAUAUUUGCCGUGUGCGGCGUGCCUACGAGCAAGUUUCGUAGUAUCUGUUCUGCUGUCGACAAACUAGACAAGAGUCCGUGGGAAGAGGUGAAACAAGAGAUGAUAAAUGAGAAAGGAUUGGACGAGCAUGUUGCCGACAAAGUCGGCAAGUACGUCUCUCUGUCAGGCGGAGUGGAACUGAUAGCCGAACUAAAGAAAGACAAAGAACUAAUGAAACAGCCUGCGGCUGUACAAGGCUUGGACGCAAUGGAAUUGUUACUGAAAUAUUGUAGCAUCUACAGAGUUCUGGAUAAGACCAAGUUUGACUUGAGUCUCGCGAGAGGACUCGAUUACUACACGGGUAUCAUUUACGAAGCUGUAUUAUGUGGUAACGAUAUCGAAGUCGGUAGUGUGGCGGGUGGUGGUCGUUAUGACAACUUGGUGGGUAUGUUCGACAGCAAGAACAAAACUGUGCCUUGCGUUGGCGUUUCAUUAGGUGUGGAACGGAUAUUCAGCGUUAUGGAAGCGAAACUGGCGAACAAAGGUAGAAAAAUACGCACUACUGAGACCGAAGUGUUUGUGGCGAGUGCGCAGAAGAACUUGCACGAGGAGAGAAUGAAGAUACUGGUGGAUCUGUGGGAAGCCGGACUGAAGGCGGAGCAGUCUUACAAAAGGAACGCGAAGCUUCUGGUACAGUUGCAAUUUUGCGAAGAGAACGCUAUUCCUCUGGCGAUAAUCAUCGGGGAGAGUGAACUGGCCAAGGGUGAAGUCACGUUGAGAGUCAUCUCAACGCGUGAAGAAGCUCGCGUGCCGCGCAACAAACUCGUUGAAGAAAUACGAAAACGACUAGAAACAUUACCGUAACACAUAGUUCUCUUGUAUACUUCUCUUCGCAGUCAAAAGAAAAUCAACAUCAGUACAAGAAAAAAUAUUUAUAUUGCAUUUAGACUUGUUUUAAACUCGCGCGUUACAAGUUUAUUUAUUUAUUUUUUUUUUUCACGGCGCGAGGUUUCUUUAUUAUUUCUACGAUGAAUUGUGUUACCGAUGAGCAAGUAAGCUCCGUGUCACUUGCGGACUUAAAUUGCCGAAGCACAAUAAGUAAAUAUACUUAUUGUUGAAGAAGUGAUAGUUACUUUGUAUUCUUUGUCACGUGGAUUUGUUUCCACGUGAGUAAGCUUUUAACUUUUUGUUUGGAUUUUAUUUAUAGUAAUAACACACACAUGUAUACACACACAGCUUCGAGCAAACCGCUCAGGAAACCAAAAAUACAUCUUUAUAACUUA